CAAGAUUGCAUGCAUGGCCUUAUGGAGCUUGCAGCAAGCUGGAAACUGGAGAGACCAAUCAAAAAUCGAAAAUGAUUAACACCGGGAAAUUAGCAGGGCGCACGCUGUUCAUCACAGGUGCAAGCAGAGGCAUUGGGAAGGCCAUUGCACUGAAAGCUGCUAGAGAUGGAGCCAAUGUCGUCAUCGCUGCUAAGACUGCUGAACCUCAUCCAAAGCUCCCAGGAACCAUCUACACAGCAGCAGAAGAAGUGGAGAAAGCUGGUGGGAAAUGCCUGCCAUGCAUAGUUGACAUCAGGGAAGAGUCGCAGGUAGCUUCAGCUGUCGAGGAAGCCGUCAAGAAAUUUGGAGGCAUCGAUAUUCUAGUCAACAAUGCAAGUGCUAUUAGUUUAACAGAUUGA
Molecule: messenger RNA, 398 nt
Organism: Lytechinus pictus (painted urchin)
Lineage: Eukaryota; Metazoa; Echinodermata; Echinoidea; Temnopleuroida; Toxopneustidae
Product: hydroxysteroid dehydrogenase-like protein 2
Exons: 4
Coding region: 72-398 (108 amino acids)
Cellular component (GO): mitochondrion
Source: RefSeq, a predicted model, not a curated record